CAUAACUCCAAAAAAGAGUGGGACUUGUUUCAAGAUUUUUCUAGAAACAAGUGUCUUGAAACAAGACAGGAGGUGGCAGAUGAAGAAAAUUAGGCUUGUUUCAUUUCAUAAAGAGGCAGUUGAUUUUAUAUAAUACUUGAUUUGGGAAAUUGAUUUUUAAAAAAUGAAUAAAUUAAAAAAAAAAACGUGAGAAACAUUCGCAUCCAGUAGUGAUAUUUCACCCAAACUUAAAGAGCCUUUAUAAACCUUGACAACAUCUUUGGAAGCUCGCAGGUUAACUGUCUUAUAUCCACUAACCACCCUCUCUGUUCUUGUUCAGGGUGCUGAGACUCUGCGAGGAGCGGUGACAGGAGACCGGCCAGAGAAAAGGAUUUUGGCCGCGCAAACACGAGGAGGAGGCGCCUCUCGCGUUGAAGCAGCGCCGCUUUUAGAUGGAUUCUUCAUGUUUGCUUCAGCCUCACAGGGGACAGCCUGCUCUCAAGAGUUGCACGCUGUGACAAUCAGGCGAAAAACAUGACACAUUGCAGCGUAUGGAUAGCCAAAAACAUGACCUGCACCCAGCGUGGGACAAGCGUCUUUCCUGUCCUCUCUGGUGCGCACUUGGAGCAGAGUGUGCACAGGACAGCUGGUGGGACCCGAUGGAGGGUUUGGAGGAAGGAUAGAAAAGAGAUAACUUCUGUAAUGUCAGCAAAGGCCAAGGUGCUGCUGUGGGUGCUCCUGUCUCUGUUGCCUCUGGCGGAAGGAGCUCAUAUGAAAGCUGGCACUGGUGUAGCUGGUGUGGGAGCAGACUCGGGCCCUGCUGUGGGCCUGCUGGGAGGCCAGGACGAGCGAGAGCUUCCUGUGACACUGCCAGAGUUGGUGGGGGACGAGGAGCAGAAAGAUGACAGUGACCCUUACUCUACUUGGCAUGCUCUAUAUGACCCCUUUGUAAUGGAUGAGGUGGACGACCAUCCCAGUAGUCGCUGGGUGGGGCGUUCUCCACGCUCCUCUGACCCCUCAGAACCUCAACCCAAGGGAUCACCAAAGAAAAAGAAGAAAAGGAAGAAGAAAGAAAAGGAGGAAGAGGAAGAGACAGGAACUGGAGACAGAAAGGGUAAAGGUAAUAAACAGCCGAAGCAGAGCAGCAGGGACUGCCGUGUGGAGAAGAGAGAGAUGAAGGUUCGGGACCUAGGACUGGGUUUUGACUCAGAUGAGAUUGUCCUCUUCAAGUUUUGCGUGGGCUCCUGUCAGUCUUCACGAACAAACUACGACCUGGCACUCAAAGCCCUGCUGGAGAACGGCUCGCUGCCCCGGCGUACCACCCGCAAGGUCAGCAGCCACCCCUGCUGCCGGCCCGACCGGUAUGAGCCAGUUUCCUUCAUGGAUGCUCAGACCACGUGGAGGACCAUCCAGUCGUUAUCUGCUGCCAGCUGCAUGUGUAUUGGCUGAAGAAAUGAACAAGGGAGAGGGGGACAAAAAGGGAAAGGUCAGCUGUUGUCCGUCUUGAACAGAAAGGAGGCUCAGUGUGGAUGCUACAGUAUGUGCGAGAAAGCUGGGGUGCAUGGAAGAGCCAGAGAGGGUGCGCUGUAACACACACAGAGCAGAGGAAGUGAUGGAGACCACUUGUUCACUUCCUGUUAAGGAGGAAGAGGUCUGGGUGCAGCUGAACAACUGAGGGCAAAGGUCAAAAUCAGAGACUGAGGGGGAGGUCGUCAGGGAAUCACAGUCUGGAUUUAUUGUUUGCAUCUUCAAAGAGUGAAUUGUUUUCAACUGGUACCCAAAGCAGUAUACCCCAGACCGGUUAUUACUCAUAAAAUAGACUCUUUAUGUGAACAAGACUGUUUUGAUUUGGGUGAGACCCGAAGGCUGAAGCUCAAGAGACAUAAAGAAAAGACACAGUUAAAGGACUGACACUGUGUUUAUAUUCUGACUCAGACUAAAAAAACUAAAAAAAUGAGACUGAUACAAUGUUCACUAUUAUUCACAGUGAAGACAGCUCCUCCCAGAAGUUCAAUAUCUUUUUUUUUUCCACACAAAAACAGGGACAUUACAUUUUCUAUGUUCAGGUGAACUCAGCCAAAUGGAUGCCAUGCAUCUUCAUGUAUUACUGUAUAAAAGUAAAAAUAUAUUUAUUUCUGAUAAAUUAUUUAUUUAUUAUAGCUUCAUAUGAGAGCUGUUUUUACGAACUCUAUAUUGUAGAUGAAUAUCUAUUUAUUGCCAAGAUUUAGAUUUCAUGUUGACAGUUAUUCUGCUCCCGUACAUUGUUUAUAAAGGUGCUGAUUUUCUUUUUCCGAGCUGUCAAAUGCCUCAUAAACCUGGAUUGAACAGCUGAUUCUGAGUGGAACGAGACUGGAUGCCAUUUAUAUUUCUGAAAUGUGAAAACAAAAACACUAUGCCAAAGCUUAAAAACACUUUCUCACAUUUCACCCCAGACAGACAUUUAUUAAAAAACAUAAAUAACAGAUUUCAGAAACAAAUUGACCCACAGUGAAAUGAUGUGGUGUACUUACAAAUACAUCUGCUUAAGCGUACCUCACACAUUUGAGUCUGACAGCUGAUCUCUAUUGUUGUGGCUGAUACUGAGUCAUUUUAUCAUCUUUUCUGAACUAUAAUGGAAACAGAAAAUCAGUUUUAUGUGUCCAGAAUGUAUCUACAGCAAACAACUGAAACAUUUAUACUACAGGACCUCAACAUUUCUCAUCUUAAAGUGGUUGAGUAAUUCAG
This is a messenger RNA of Thunnus maccoyii (southern bluefin tuna), 2703 nucleotides long. RefSeq lists its product as uncharacterized. The transcript has 4 exons. The record is from RefSeq and is a predicted model, not a curated record. Bases 514 to 1428 code for a protein of 304 amino acids. NCBI's taxonomy places the organism in Eukaryota, Metazoa, Chordata, Actinopteri, Scombriformes, Scombridae. Gene Ontology annotation, molecular function: receptor tyrosine kinase binding; glial cell-derived neurotrophic factor receptor binding; growth factor activity.